GACGAGCGCUAUUUUUGGUUGUUUUACGGCAUCAUACCGUUUGUUAGUUAUCGCUUAUAAUUAAAUAUUCUCACGACUAAACCCACACUUCCCCCUGCAACAACGUACCUUCUACCUAUAGGCUAGACAAACCCCAUCAACCGCAGGUCUUUACAUAACAUAAGCCUUGUCUGCGUUUUUGUGGAUAGUGAGUUUCCUCUCGCUCUGUAGUCACCAUAAGUUGGUUGCUUUCAAGAUUAGGAGUACUCGCGAAGUGAGUCCAUGAGGGUAGUUAGUUUGGGCGCACUUUGGAAAAUUUGGCUGCAUACACAAUGAUCUCUGAGUGGGAGUUGUAACUUUAAAUAUUGGGCGCGUACCAGAGUCAUAGUUAAAGUGCAGAGUUGUCAGGCUUUAUGAGUGAGCUUUGGAAGUUCUGAGCAGAAAGAUUGGGUGCAUUUCAGAACUCUUACAAGAUUUCGGGGAAUAGUUUUAUGUUUUCAGGAAAAUAAAAAAUAGUCACAAAGUUCACCUGGAGUUUUUAGCAAAACUACGCUCAAUAGUUCUGAAUUGCGGCCAAGGCUUUUUCCGGCUAGACUAGACGUGGAUUGCUUAUGAAUUCUAAAGCAACAUAUCUACUCUUGUAAUAGAGUUCUUGGAGAUGUCACUUUCGUACCCAGAUUUUAUAUGGGUACUUUUUAGUCAGUAAAGAAGGUUUCAUGACGGACACCUGCAAGCACGUCCUCAAAGUGAAGACAAUUAUUCAAUUGGGAAUACUUGCUCCAGAACAUUGGCAUUGCAGCAACUGUCAUACAACAGAAAGUGUUUGGGCCUGUCUUUCAUGCUGCAAUUUCGCUUGUGGUCGUUAUAUGUCUGAACAUGCCCUUCUGCAUUUUAAGCAGACAAAUCAUCCCCUGUGCAUAGAAGUGAAUGAAAAAUUUGUAUAUUGCUAUAUCUGUGAUGACUUUGUUCUCAACGAUAAUGCACCUGGUGAUAUCAAGCUUCUUAGGAUGGCACUGGAUGCAGUUACCACUCAGAAUUUUGGCAAGCUCACAAAUCAAAAGAGAGGCAGACGCAUUCUUAGGUAUCGUAAUCAAGAUGCUGAAAAAAAAAAUUUACGUCUGUUAAAGGCUGAUGAUAUACAAACAGCCAUGACCCGGCACAGAAUUUCUCGUCUUUCUUGGGCGCUGCAUCUCUGGUGGUCGAGGUACACUGAAUCAAAGCUGGUCCCUGUUGUUACUAAGAAAGCGACCAAAAGCAAAAACGUGCCGUUGGCAUUAACUCCUGCUUUCACAGGUCUGCGUAAUUUGGGGAACACUUGCUAUAUGAAUUCAAUACUACAAAUCUUGCGUCAUACUGCCCCGUUCGCUAAUUAUAUCAUGAACUAUACGCUAGGUGAGAUUAACUCUCAAUCAAGAAAGCGCCUUAGUCACCCUGUUGGUUUAUCUACUGAUGAUCAAAUAUAUCCUGUCAAACGCCCAGCAACAUCUCAAAAAAGCCAAACUCCCACAAUCUCUAGCAGCUGCGAAAGUUUAUUAAAUUCGUCAGUUAGUGAAGUUAUGUCAUAUUGCACUCCGCAUACAGAACAUGACUCUGAUCUUGGUCGCGAAAAAAAGUCAAAUACUACGGUAAAUAAUGGAUUUUUAAAAUGUAGAUCUUCUGGAGGUUUGAAUGGUGGCCAGUGCCCGAAAUUUACAGGUGCGUGUAAUAGACAAUCACUUUCAGUAUCACUAGUUGAUCCAAAAGUAUCAUCUCCACCGUCUCCCUCCCUUUAUGAAGAAGUACAUAAUUUAUUCAAGUUAUUGUGGUCGGGUCAGAGAUCUAUUGUGAGUCCGAACAACCUUCUGAAUACUGUAUGGGCAACCCUACCAACAUUUAAAGGAUAUAAACAACAAGAUGCUCAAGAGUUCUUGAGUUUAUUACUUGACCGUCUUCAAACAGAACUGCAAGGUAUUCCGACAACUGUAUCGAUCAAUAGUUGUGAUUUUAUCAAUCGUGCUUUUCGUGGAUAUUCUGUCAGUCAUAUACAGUGCUCAGUUUGCCAUGUGGUUGCAUGUACUGAAGAGCCUAUUUAUGAACUCAGUCUUUCGCUACCUACCGAUUGUCAUUCUGAUGAAUCUUGUACAUGUGAUAUAGUCGAUCUCCUCCGCCAGUUUUUUAGUCCAUCUGCAAUCGAUGGGGCCAGUUAUGCAUGCGUCAUGUGCAAUCAGCGUUAUUCAGAAGUAAAUAGAAAAGGAACAGAAUUCACAGGACCAACACUUAGCGAAUACAAUUAUGAUUCAAAUGAUAACUUGGAUGGUCUGUCUUAUCCUGUUGUAUCCGUCGCUUUGUCUAGACUCGCUUCCCCAUCAUAUAGCCCUCAGCUUUCUUAUCCUGACUUCAGUACAUCGAGUGGGCUAACUGAAACAUCUUCUCUCCUAGAAAGUGUUUUGUCCACCACCUCAAGUUUAACUGGUCUGGAUGAACCAUAUUUCAACCAAUCACUUGAAAAGUCAGUUCAGUUUACCUCUCAACAAUCUUCUGUUCAAUCACUUCCUAUCAUUUUACCGAAGAAAUUUCCAUUACCUCUUACUAAGAGCUCCUUAUUAACUCAUGCAACACAAACAAUUCGCAUUUCUAAACUUCCGCGUGUUUUGCGACUGCAUAUUAAACGCUUUCGUUGGGUUGGAAGACAAAGGGAGAAACUAUCAUGUCAUGUAUCAUUCCCGCUUAUCUUGAAUAUGAAUGAAUUCAUGUUAAAUGAUGCAGACAGAGAAGAAUGUCGUCAUUCUCAUUUACACGACAAGUUACAUCGAAGAAUACCUCAUGAAAUACAAGAAAAAGUGGUUUCUUCUGAUGACAUACAUGACCAGUAUCCACCCAUACCAGGGUUACCUAAAGAGGAGGGUGAAAAAAUAUCACAUCAGUAUCUGUAUCACUUAACUGGUGUCGUCGUGCAUCAUGGACGCGGGUUUCAAUCUGGCCAUUAUACCGCCUACUGUCUAAAUGAUGCACCAGAGCGCUGGUUGCAUUGUAAUGAUGCCAAUGUAUCAUUAUGUGAUUUCUCAGAAGUAGCCACAGCACAAGCCUACCUCUUAUUUUAUUCAGAGCUUAUGCCUCGAACUCCUCUUCCUACCUGGUGUAAAAAUCCCACAAUUUCUGAAAGUUCAUCAAACAUCACAUCUUCUAUUUCACAGCCGAAUUUAUUGAAAAACCAAUUCCAGUGUCCUUCGUAUCUUGACAGCCAUCAUAGUAAUUUUGAUACAUUUCAAGAUCAAUCUGUAAUUCAUGGGAAAGAGUCGAAAAUGUGUUCAACACAGUGUUAAAUUUUACUUGAAAGCAGUUAAUAUAUUGUAUUUAAGAAUAUUUUCCCUUUUUGUUAUGCAUAUAUAUUACUCAUACAUCUGUUGUAAAUUAAAUCUUGCCCACUUUUUGUCAGCUAUAUAUGGUUAUUCAACAUUCAUUGUAUAAAUAUAUUCAUCUAGUCUGUUUAUAAAAACUGCAUUUAUUUUUCAACUUUCGUGUUCUGUUUCUUUUUAUCCAUGUAAUCAUUGUGACAGAUUAUCUAUAUUCAAUUUCUCUGUUGACCAGCUUAGCUUUUAAAACAUUCUUACUGUCCUACGAAAUUGACAAAAAUAUUUCCUCUAUUUUUUCAAUCUUACACUUGUUUUAUUACGAGUUUUUAAUUCAGCUGCAUUUCUAUUUAUAUUUGCUGUCAUUGUUGUUUUUACACUGGCGUUUACUACUUAUUCAGGCUUGUGUAAUGUAUAAUACAGUUAUCAAUCUGUUCUGUUUGUGCAAUAUUCGAUGACAAAAAUUAUUCUAAUUUGUCGAUAUAAUUGACAAUGAACACUGUGUUUUUAUGUCACAGAAUGAGUAGUUUAUUGAAGUUGUACAUUUUAAUUGUUACUAUUUAUUAUAAUUUUUGACUACAUUUGUUGUUCUUAAAGGUUAUUUAUCCGGUUUUGUUAAUGUUAUCCGGCGACAUAUAUUCCGUUUUUAUUUUU
Messenger RNA from Heterobilharzia americana, 3962 nucleotides. The record is from the annotation of a GenBank genome assembly. NCBI's taxonomy places the organism in Eukaryota, Metazoa, Platyhelminthes, Trematoda, Strigeidida, Schistosomatidae.